This is a messenger RNA of Clunio marinus, 2324 nucleotides long. Lineage: Eukaryota; Metazoa; Arthropoda; Insecta; Diptera; Chironomidae. The record is from the annotation of a GenBank genome assembly.
AACAUUCUGUUCUUAUUCUUUUAUUACAGACAAUUAAAAAAGAAAUCAAAAGUAAUUUUAUCAAAUUCAAAAAAUAUACAGAAAACGUUUAACUAGUAAUGAAAACAGUGAACUUCCAAGACGUUGUGUAUGAAGUGCAAGAGCCACGAAGUUUUGGAAGUACAGAAAAAACGAAGCGGCAACUUUUAAAAGCCGUUUCUGGAGUUUUUCGUCAUGGACAGCUUUCAGUUAUUAUGGGUCCAUCAGGUGCAGGAAAAUCCAGUCUUCUCAAUGCAUUGUCUGGUUACAGAACCGAAGGUGUCAGUGGCAACAUUUUUUUCAAUCGGAAAAGCUCGUGUUACAUUCAACAAGAAGAUUGUCAUCACACACUUUUGACAGUAGAAGAGAUGAUGACGAUGGCAUGUCGGCUAAAGCUUAAAAAUUCCGAAAAAUCAAACGAGCAAGAAAUACAAAUACGUGAAACUUUGACCAGUUUAAAUCUUUUACAUCGCUCAACAUCAACUGCGUCGACAUUGAGUGGUGGUGAAAGAAAACGACUUUCAAUUGCUCUUGAACUUGUGACUAAUCCAUCAAUAAUAUUUCUUGAUGAACCAACAUCCGGAUUAGACGAAGUUACAGCAGCUUCAUGUAUACGUUUGUUGAAGGAGUUAGCACACCAAGAUCGAACAAUUAUCUGCACGAUUCAUCAACCGUCAGCUGCUAUGUUUGAGAACUUUGAUUCAGUUUAUUUAUUGGCCAAGGGAAUGUGUGUUUAUCAAGGUUCACCAAAGACUCUCAUUCCAUUUCUUCAAAGCGAAAACUAUAUUUGUCCCAAGUACAACUUCCCAGCUGAUUACAUAAUUGAACUCUGUGAUCUCGAACCUGAAACUGUAAUUCCACAUUUCUCAAAUGUUUUUCAAAAUGGUAAACAACAUUGUAUACCUGUGAUUUCAAACGAUUCUCGAGACUUCCUACUCAAACCUUUGAUAAAUUCUCUUUAUUUGGAAAGCAUCAAACCAAAAGAAGGAACUUUCGUUCAAAAAGUAAAACUUUUAUCAAAGUUUUUCAAAAGUGAAUAUGCACUUUCAUCACUUCAACAAUUUUCUAUCCUCUUUCAAAUGAUGAUGACAAAAAUAUAUCGUAAUCGCGUCGUACUGUGGAUUCAAUUCUUCCAUCACUUUGGAUGUGGGCUCUUCAUUGGAAUAAUUUUUUUUAACUCUGCAAACGACGGCUCAAGAAUGUUCGAUCAUUUAAAGUUUUGUAUGGGUUGCGUGUUUUUUGCUGUUUAUACACAAAUCAUGGUGCCAAUCUUAAGUUAUCCAUCUGAAUUGCGUGUCGUUAAAAAGGAAUGUUUCAAUAGAUGGUAUGGACUGACUCCGUAUUAUCUUGCGCUGACGAUUUCGCGUCUACCACUUCAGAUUCUCCUCAAUGUGAUUUUUUCAACUUUGGUAUAUUUUUUGGCUGGUCUACCGUUGGAAAUGUGGAGAUUUAUAAUGUUUUCACUCAUCGGAAACAUUGUGUCGAUUAUUUCUGAAGGACUUGGACUAGCAAUAGGAGCAACCUUCAAUGUCACUAAUGGAUGUGCUGUUGGACCAAUGUGCAUGGCUCCAUUUUUGGGACUCGCCAUAUAUGGAUUUGAUUUUGCAGCUGAGAUUCCUGUACUCAUGAAUGCAGCUAUGAAAUUGUCUUUCAUUCGGGGAGGUGUCGUGAGUUUAGUACUUACUGUUUUUGGUCACAAUCGUCCACAACUGAAUUGCAAAGAUGUCUAUUGUCAUUUCGAUGAUCCGAAAGUUCUUUUACGUUAUUUAAGGAUUGAAGACUUCUCACUUGUCACAGAAAUAGCUUAUUUAGUGGCAAUCAUGGUAAUUUUUCGGACUCUCUUCUAUCUUAGUCUCCGCAAAAGAUUUUACAAAUAAUCUAGACAAAAAAAAUCGAAAAUAUUUAAUAGUUAAUAAACAAGAAAUUGGAACUUUGGUUGAUACAAAUAAAGAAAAUUGUCUGUUUUAAUAAUUAUCAAAAAUCGCUGACAAAGCUUUUUAUGGUCAUUGACAAAUUGUUAAUAUUCCCGGACUUUAUUUAAAUAUCGAAAUGAACUGCUUAAAUGAAGCUAUGUGCCUAAACAAUAAUAAAUCUAUGCUAUAAACAAGUUUGUCUAUGUUUUCUCUUCUUAUUUUUCAAUAAAAUUUAGUAAUCUCGUAAUAUAUACAGUUUAAUCAAAAGCAUACGUCAAUGUCAAGUAACGUCUACAAACAAAGCUUAUUUUUGAUUUGAGGAGACUUUGCUUUGCCACUUGAACUUCCUUUAGUUACAAAAAAUUUAAUUCCAUAAUAAAAUCACAGCUGAUU